AUGCAGUCAUCAAUGACUACGCUCAUGGACGACGUCACGGAUCCCUCCGACUGGAAGCACGACUUCACCAUUCUCAGAGAUCUCGACGCUUCGCUGCGCUGUGACCUCUGCUUCGACAUUUACACCUCGCCCGUCUCGAUAAAGAGCUGCCACCACACCUUUUGCUCCACCUGCAUCCGAACACAUAUCAAUCAAUCGGGCAACAGCGGCAGCUUCUGUCCCAAAUGCAGGCAGAUAAAGGCAUACGACUCCGAACUCAUACCUCAGCCUGUCCUCGAAAUCACGGCGUUGGAAUGGAAAAAGGCACGCUCUUUCCUCGCUCGCUUGCAGACAGAGCACGAUCAGCCUCGUCUGCACCAUGCUGAAUCGAGCCGCGCGGCGGUGGCCAGCUCUUCCAAGCGUGCGCAGUCCGAGGAAGAGGGUCUUGCAUCCGCAUUACACGCAGGCGGGCCGAGUCCACGCAGAUCCAAACGCAUCAAGACAGAUCUUCGCAGCUCCAUAGCUGAGCCAGCAACCACAGGCUCGCGCUCGUCGCCUCUCACUAUCGAUGAUGACGAAGAUGACUUCAUUCGCGGCUCAAAUGACGAGCGUAGCUUGCGGCGCACACCACAACCUCGAGAUGACGAUGAUCGCGAUGCCGACUAUACCGAAGGAGCAGCCAGCACUCGUUCAUCGCCUUCAAAGCGGCGCGCAAACGGCGUCAGAGAAGAGUCUCCCACCGCGAUCAAUCCGGAUCGAGAGCUCAAAGCGGACGAUUUGGUCGAGUGUCCCAUCUGCAGUCACAAGUACACCAUCCUCGCUCUCAACGCGCAUCUCGACGUCGCAAAAUGCUUCGCCGGUUGUCCCGAGCCACCUCCUGAGCAGCGAGGUCUUGUAGCAUCCAAACCCGCCAAGACGACCUCGUCUUGGUUUACGAAGGGCGCCGCUGCUGCCUCGUCGUCGAUCAACUCAGACACAACAUCGAGCAUGGCCAACGAGAAGCGUCUUGUGCGCCCGCAGUACAAUCUCAAAUCUGAGCGCGAUCUACGCAAGUUGCUCGACGACGCAGGGCUUCCCACCUCGGGCGAUCGCGAAAAGCUCGUCGAGCGCCAUCGUCAAUGGAUCAACAUCUGGAACGCCAACCUCGACUCGACGAAAGCACGCCGCAGCGCAGCACAGCUCCGCAAAGACCUCGCUGCCUGGGAACGCACAAAGACGUCGGCAAAGGAUCACUCGGCCCACGUCGAUCGUCAAAAGACGACUUGGGUCAAGACUAACAAGUCGCAGUUCGACGACCUCAUUCAGAAAGCAAAGAUGGGCGCGUCGAAGGACAAGAAGCUGCGCGAUGCGGCCGGCAGCGAAGCCGACAGCGCACAACAGCCGACGACCAUCCAUGGCACUCACGAGGGACAGAAUCCAAAUUCCGAAUCGCAGCCGCACGUCAUCACAUCCAGUCCAGCAUUGCCCGAAGCAGGCACAGAUCUCAUGGCAGCUGUGCGGUCCGAUUCAUGA
This is a messenger RNA of Kalmanozyma brasiliensis GHG001, 1491 nucleotides long. Its product is annotated as Zinc finger, C3HC4 RING-type. The transcript has a single exon. Gene Ontology annotation, biological process: protein monoubiquitination; DNA damage tolerance. Gene Ontology annotation, molecular function: single-stranded DNA binding; ubiquitin protein ligase activity; metal ion binding. Gene Ontology annotation, cellular component: Rad6-Rad18 complex; nucleus. Lineage: Eukaryota; Fungi; Basidiomycota; Ustilaginomycetes; Ustilaginales. The coding region runs from base 1 to 1491 and encodes 496 amino acids. The record is from RefSeq and is a predicted model, not a curated record.